Molecule: messenger RNA, 1083 nt
Organism: Chara braunii
Lineage: Eukaryota; Viridiplantae; Streptophyta; Charophyceae; Charales; Characeae
Source: the annotation of a GenBank genome assembly
CCAUGCUUGUGCGAAGGGCAUCAGAGUUUGCUUCCUCUUGUCGUGGCCUCAGCAGCAUCCAUAUCAGGGGACAUGACAGUGUUAAAGUCCCCCGCAUCGCAGAACCCCGACUCUAAGAUAAAGGAGGUGGAGGGAACACUUGACCCAGAAGGGCAAGCGACCCAGCGAGCCGCCCCGGAGAAGGGUGGAAUGCCGCCUGAAGAGGAAGCUCGGCAGUCUCAAGCAGGUGCACCCGCGGAGGCCCGGAUUUCGGUGGUGCAAGAGGCGGCAGCAGGGCAGAGGCAGGAGCAGGAAGGAUCGAUGCUCUUUGGCAUACCUAGGGAAAGGGAAGGCGAGGUUGAGCUCAACCAAGGGGAUGGUGCGGAGGAAGUAGGAGAUAAUUGCGCCGCCAAGGAAGCAGGACUCGGGAGCUCCGUCAAUGAAGCCAAAGGAAAGGCAUCGGAGUACAUGCCAACCUCAUCAGAGCUCUGCAAGCAUGUCAAGGAAGAACCGGUCGAGGAGGAGAUCGGGAACCUCAAAGUAUGCUCUGUGGACGGGCCAGUUUCGAUGGACGACUCUCCGAAGACUGCGGCAAACGACCAGGGAAGAGAGGCUAAGGAGAUGAGCAACACCUGCCCAACCAGGAGGGCUAAGCUGGCCGCGCCAUGGAAAAGGGAGAACAGGUGGAUUGUAGAAAGUCAAUCAGUGCAAGAGGCACAGGAGGUUAAGCAGGAGCCGGUUGAUGAAGAAGUAGCAAGUGCGGCGGGAGUGGCAGUGGGAGGGGCGCAGGCCGGAGUGCCUGAAGAUGAGGCUCUUCGAACAUCUGAUCAUGUCGGCGAAUCGCGUAACCGAACCCCUUCCCAGUCCGGAUACGAUACACCUAUCAUCGUCGAAAGGGACAAGAGGGAGCGAGAAUCGCAUGUGCACUUUAGAAGAGUCAAACAGAAGGAAGCACGGGAAGAGAGGGAGAAACGGAAGACCGAAAAGGAGGAGAGGAUGAGACGGGAGGCAGAGGAAAAGGAGGAAGUCGAAAGACGUGCGAAGAAAAAGGAGGCGAGACAGCGACGAGAUGAGGAGAAAUGAGCGCUCAUGCGCAAAGACAUG